AUGUCCCAACCAACUCCUAACUCUCACCAACAGCCUGAUGCCGCCGCCGCCCAAGUCGCCGGACAGUCCCCCUCCUCUUCCACCCCCACCGCCGAACUCGCCAGUCUUAAAAUAAGCCUGCGCGCCGCUCUCCGCCAGUUCCCCGACUUCCCGUCCCCUGGAAUCUUGUUCGAAGACAUUCUACCUAUCUUUGCCAAUCCUACCUUGCAUGAAGCCCUUCUUCGCAGCCUAGAGUUGCACAUCCUUCAGAACCACGGCGACCAGAAGCCUGAUGUUAUUGUUGGUCUCGAGGCCCGCGGCUUCCUUAUCGGCCCCAGCCUCGCUUUGAGACUUGGCGCGAGCUUUGUCCCUGUGCGCAAGCAGGGUAAACUGCCCGGACCAUGUGCAACCCAGGCCUACGAGAAGGAAUACGGCCAGGACUUCUUCCAGAUGCAGGCUGAUUCGAUUAAGCCUGGCCAGAAGGUGAUUGUGGUGGACGAUAUUAUUGCAACUGGCGGUUCGGCCUGGGCGGCGGGUGAACUUAUCAAGAAGAUGGGUGGCGAGCUCAUGAGCUUCCUUUUUAUUCUCGAACUUGAGUUUCUUAAGGGACGGGAAAAGCUUCCUGCUCCGGUUUAUACUCUCCUCUCCGGCCAGGAAGAAAAGCAUUAA
This is a messenger RNA of Aspergillus oryzae RIB40, 648 nucleotides long. RefSeq names its product adenine phosphoribosyltransferase APT1. The transcript has 2 exons. Gene Ontology annotation, molecular function: AMP binding; adenine phosphoribosyltransferase activity; adenine binding. The record is from RefSeq and is a predicted model, not a curated record. The coding region runs from base 1 to 648 and encodes 215 amino acids. Gene Ontology annotation, biological process: adenine salvage; AMP salvage. Gene Ontology annotation, cellular component: cytoplasm. Lineage: Eukaryota; Fungi; Ascomycota; Eurotiomycetes; Eurotiales; Aspergillaceae.